UAAUAUUAAUUACAUUCUUAUCAGUUUAUUCAUUUCUUCCCCUUGACUUUCUUCUCAAAUCCUGCGUUUCUUCACCAACAAUACAGAGGCUAUGCAAUACAGAGACUAUGUGGAUGUUUCACAUCCUCAUAGGCUGGGAAUUUUCUCCACGCCUAGAACCCUCCGAUACCUGUGCCAAUGGGUGGACUUGAGCAUUCCUGAAGCAUACCCCCGCGGGGUUAGAUUCACUUAGGGCAAGGGGUCAGCAUUCCAGGGAUCGAGAGCUUAUUGCAUUCCUUUCCAAGUCGGGAAUGAGGCGAUGGUCCCUAGACUAGAACAUGGAAUGGAGUUCAAGUAUUCACCCAGCCUCAGGGGAGUGAAAUAGUCUAUCCCAGAGUUGAAUGUUCCCUCCCACUUUCCCAUUCAACCAGUGGAUCUUGCACUUAACACACCACUAUCUUCCUCGAUAUCGUCCCAUGUUUGCUCCCCCGGUUGCCCACUUCCUAUCAAGUGCUACUUCCAGGAUCACCACUCCGUACAAGAUCCAUUCAGAGAAAUCGCUUGAUCCAACGCGUAAUCGCGAUCUUCAAUGAAGUGGAUUAUAUGUGUGCUUGCUGUGCUCCUGCUCAGCUAUCAAGUCGAGGCGCUUCCUCAUGAAGGCCGUGAUCAGCUGGUAGGCCAUGACAAGGCCACUGAUCCCGAUCCCAACAGUCUCCCGCCGUUGACGCCUAUACCUGAUCCACAAACCAACGAGCUUUUACCCGGUUUUCCUAGCAACACACGCGUCCCGACUCCCUUCGGUAUCGCGUAUGCCCCAUACAAUGGCGAUGGUACCUGCAGGUCCCGGGACGGCAUUUUUGAAGACAUGGAAAAGAUGAAUAAUCAUGGCUACGUGCGCAUCUACGGCGUCGACUGCGACCAAACCAGGCAUGUCGUCGACGCAGCUCGCCAAUACGGCAUGAAAGUCUUCGCCGGUGUCUACGACCUCCAGGACUUCCCAGACAGCCUCGACCUGAUCAUCAAUGCUGCAUCUGGAGACUGGUCCGUGAUCCAUUCCGUCAGCAUCGGCAACGAACUCGUCAACAAAGGCCAAAACCCCCAGGAUGUGGUGGACGCCGUCCACACCGCGCGUGCCAAACUCCGUGCCGCCGGCUACCAAGGCCCCGUCGUCAUAGUCGACACCUUCUCCAUCCUCCUCCGACAUCCCGAACUCUGCGAAGCCUCCGAUUUCUGUGCGGCCAACUGCCACGCCUUCUUCGACGCCAACCAGGUCCCCGAGAACGCCGGCAAUUACGUCCUCCAGCAAGCAAAUCGCAUCUCAGCCGCAGCCGACGGAAAGCGCACCAUGAUCACCGAAUCAGGCUGGCCUCACAGCGGCCAAGCAAACGGGAAUGCCGUCCCCUCCACCCCGAAUCAGUUGAAAGCUCUCUGGAGCCUAUAUGAUGCAUUCUGGCAGCGGCAGGACGAUCUAAUCCUUUUCUCCUCCUUCGAUGAUAUGUGGAAAACAGACGGCCCUGGUACCUAUGGCGCAGAGAAGUUCUGGGGUAUCCUGUUUCGGGGAUAGCUUUUUGUCCUAGGUAUCCCUUUCUCUGGUCUCCUAUGUGCAUAUCACAUCACAAAUUUUUCUUGCUUGUUGAGUGUGAAGCGGUGUAGCUCUCUUCGCCUCGCGUUCCUUUCACGUAUGCACUUAAACACUUCGGGCUACCUGCGCUGGGCGCGGCUAGCUGGAGUUUUGUCUUCUGCUACCCUUCCUGUCAUCUACUUGAGUCAUGUGCUGUGCAUCAUACACGUGCAAUUAUCCUGUACAUAAAAGGAUUUAUUCCAGCAUCGCAGUGAACAUG
Messenger RNA from Aspergillus alliaceus, 1820 nucleotides. It is a transcript of the gene scw4, whose product is annotated as putative cell wall glucanase (Scw4). Gene Ontology annotation, cellular component: extracellular region; cell surface; fungal-type cell wall. Bases 569 to 1543 code for a protein of 324 amino acids. The transcript has 2 exons. Gene Ontology annotation, biological process: cell wall organization. The record is from RefSeq and is a predicted model, not a curated record. NCBI's taxonomy places the organism in Eukaryota, Fungi, Ascomycota, Eurotiomycetes, Eurotiales, Aspergillaceae. Gene Ontology annotation, molecular function: glucan endo-1,3-beta-D-glucosidase activity; 1,3-beta-glucanosyltransferase activity.